Messenger RNA from Scedosporium apiospermum, 1299 nucleotides. RefSeq lists its product as uncharacterized. The transcript has 3 exons. The coding region runs from base 1 to 1299 and encodes 432 amino acids. The record is from RefSeq and is a predicted model, not a curated record. Lineage: Eukaryota; Fungi; Ascomycota; Sordariomycetes; Microascales; Microascaceae.
AUGGAGAAGGCUACCUUCAACUCGCUCCCCACGGAGCUUCACAUACAGAUCCUCUCCUUCCUUGACGUCGACCCUCCGUCUUACGCCAAGUUCACCAACAGGCCAACUCCCCACAUCCUGGAUUCAGACCGACCACUGAAGAACGCCUCUGAAGUCAACAAGAAAUGGCGCAGCGUCGCCAUCCCAUUCCUCUUCCGCCACACCAUCUGGAAAAUCCAGCCUAAAGAUCUCAACUCCUUGCGUCAGUGCAGAAAUCCUAGCGAGAUUGAUAUCUUGCGAUUCCUCGCAGACCAUGACAUCUGCGACCAUGUUGAUAGUAUUGUUUUGUUCGUCGAGCCUCCCGAUGAUGAGGAUGACGAGGUGGACCUUAUGUCUACCGAGCCCGCUUACUUUCAAAACUGCGAGGCCCUCUGGGAAACCUUAUUCUCAACUAUAGACCCUCUCCGGUUUUCCAUAAUCGCGCGUCCGGCGCGUCUUGGCCCUUUGCUGUCGAUACCCGUCGACUUUAGCAACUACUGGUGCUACGGUAGCUAUGAACACAUCCUCUCGCUAUCCCGCACCACUCGCUUCAUCACCCCCCAGCCUCAUCGGCCAGCGGGCGACUCCCCGAUUAGCAUCCACAGUAAACUCUUCACCAUCCGGCCCUGGACAGCCGCUCUCCUAAACGAGGGCUGCAACAUGGGCCCCUACAGAACCUACGAACACCACCGAAAGACGCCCCCUUCGAUCCUGCCCGCCCUCGUCGGCAGCACCCAGUCCCUCCACACGGGAGACGGAGGCCUCUUCGGACAACCUGCUCUCUUGCCUCCGUCCGUCCAGGACUUUAGCUACAUUGCCGAAUUCCCGGUUUACAACCACUUUACCAAAGUCGUCCGCAACCUCCCCCGCCUUCAUCGCCUGUACAUCCAGCUGGUGCCCAAACCUCACAUUCUCAAGGACGAAUUUGAGAUGCGCCACAUCGAUACCCGUGAUCUUUGGAUGGAGAGGAAUGCGUGCUAUGCGACGCUCAUGACGCAUAUAUUUUCUUGGUCUCCCGGGUCCAAUUGGAAGCAUCUUCACAUAUUCGAGAGCGGUGACACUGCUGAUAGGCAAGCCUGGGAUAUGGCAUCCCACUUUGUCCUGACCUCGCAGACGAAGAAGUGGACCAUCGAGCGCGAAGGCGUCUUCGUCUGGAAAAAAGAGACCGACAGCAAGAAGGCCAGCAAUGAGGGCAACCUCGAGCGGUUGGCUUUCCGAGGCCUGGAGGUGCUGCCCUUUCCCACCAUUGCACCCUUUCCUACUGCGUCGAAUUAUAUCUAA